Messenger RNA from Scophthalmus maximus (turbot), 1844 nucleotides. RefSeq names its product adenosine receptor A1-like. NCBI's taxonomy places the organism in Eukaryota, Metazoa, Chordata, Actinopteri, Pleuronectiformes, Scophthalmidae. The coding region runs from base 1 to 1227 and encodes 408 amino acids. The record is from RefSeq and is a predicted model, not a curated record. Gene Ontology annotation, molecular function: G protein-coupled receptor activity. Gene Ontology annotation, cellular component: membrane. The transcript is spliced from 2 exons. Gene Ontology annotation, biological process: G protein-coupled receptor signaling pathway.
AUGGAAUUCAUGUGGCUGUACUCCCUGUGCCAGUGCAUCUUAUCUGUAGCUGUAAUAGUGGUGAGUGUGAGGCUGUGUAUGGCGGUCAGCGGUAGUGGUACAGUGGCUGACACCCAAGUGGGAACGCAGGGUGCCAGACCCCAACCAGGGAGCGUCUCAUGUUGUCUUCGACUGUGCCUGGGCUGGUUGGGGGCUAUCGGGGGCGCGAUGGAAGUCCCCGCAACUGUGUUACUCAACCUGCGAACCCCCCAGUGUCUGUACACCUGCAUAACCAUGGUGUGUUUCCCACUGCUGGUCAGGCAGUUUACCAUGAUCCUGUUAAUGCUGCUCACUCUUGACGCCCACCUGCAGCAUCGCUUGGCAGACAGGUACUCCUCAGUGGUGACCCGUCGGCGAGCCCUGUGUGUGGUUCUGGUGUGCUGGGUGGGCUCCGUACUGUCGUCCUUUGCGCAGUUCUUCAGCUCGGACCUCCUCGACACCUGGAGAAGCAGUGGUACCGGUGGGGGCACAGCUGGCCUCGGGCUGGCUGGCAACUGGACGACCUCUCUACCCGAUCUCUCCCCCUCUCCUCCACUUAAGCACCUCCAUGACCUCAAGGUCAUUGGGAAGUACCUCCCGUACGGAGGCUUCCUUUCCAAGUUUUAUGUGGAGGACAUGCACAACUUCACCUACGCUGAGAUUCACAGCAGUCACUGGGGAGUGUGUGCUCCUGACAAUAUUCUCAGCCCCCAGUUCCUUGUCUAUGUUCAUGGGAUGACAGUGUUCAUGCUACCCUUGCUUUGCCUGCUGGUCAUUUACCUUGAUCUGCUAUGCAUGAGGCCCAGGAAGACUCCUUUUACUCAUUCUGACCCUCCAAAAGAUGACUCCUGGCACAUCCGUUCCCUGGCUCUGUCUCUCACCCUUUUAGUUCUGCUGUGCCUGCCUAUCUACAUUAUCCAUGCUCUGUUGCUUUUCACCCCCGGCAUCCAUCUUCCUGCCUGGGCUCAUGCAAUUGCCCUCUUCCUCUUCCAGCUGUACAGCCUUGUGCCCCAGAUCCUCUUCACUCCGCCUUGGAAACAGGCAGGUGAAGAACGAGCAACCUUUCCUCUUUCUGUUCCCAGCCUUCCUCCUGCAGUCGCCCAGUCCAGACAAAAGUCAGUCCGUAUGGCCCUGUGUGAAGCAGUGCAGGCAGGCCCCUGGUUUUCCGCCAUACACUCCCUGAAAGCUGAAGUUUGCCCAGAUGUCUGAGAUCUUGACACCGUGGAAGAUGCAAGGUUUAAAAGCCGCUAAAUAAUCGUCCUAUAACAAUAUCUCCUUGAUGUUUUGGAUGCAUACGUGUUUAGAGGAAAUGGCUUGUGGACGGAAGAAUAGUAAAUAUAACGUAUUCGUGUUGUUGUUGGCUUUUCAACUAAUCAGCAGCACCGCGCACAGGCAUUAUGCUUAAGUCGCAAAUGAAAAGGCCAGUUAAUUAUCAGGUCCCAAAUCAAAUGUCAGUGAGAAAAUGAAGUCUCCAGAUGAUGACUAGUAUCCCGAUCGCAGAUGUCUGUUUUCUUAGACUGCUCCUCCUAUGGGUCUUAUUCUAAGCCUAUUUUAAGACUCCACUAAGUUAACCACCAGUAAUGUAGAUAUGUAAGUGACAGCGUUUAAUUAAACAUUCAGUAAUGACAUGGUGAUCCAGGGAGGACGCAAGCUUUGUAGGGAAAACAUAAUGAACCUGGUUACGACACAAUCUUCAUGGCUGUUUAGAUUAAACUUGUGAAUACAAUGAUAUGCCCUGUUGUAAUAAAAGGGCCUUGCUCACACUAAUGGGGUUGUUCAUCUUGAACCGUGUUGGUGUUAGAAAUCACGAUGGGCACAAAAGGAGA